Molecule: messenger RNA, 3592 nt
Organism: Glycine soja
Lineage: Eukaryota; Viridiplantae; Streptophyta; Magnoliopsida; Fabales; Fabaceae
Product: calcium-transporting ATPase 12, plasma membrane-type-like
Exons: 2
Coding region: 224-3313 (1029 amino acids)
Cellular component (GO): intracellular membrane-bounded organelle
Molecular function (GO): P-type calcium transporter activity; nucleotide binding
Source: RefSeq, a predicted model, not a curated record
AAUUUCCAAAUGGGUGGGGAUGACGACCCCUUAUUGUGCACCCUGCUAUGCGUUUAUGCCUUGUGUUUGAUAAUCUUGAGAACAAGAAACCUAGACGUUGUUCCGGUUGCAUUAUAGUCCAUUCAAGCAUUGUGUCCAAAAUAACCAAUUAAGUGUACCCUUUCUUUUUUGUUUUUAUCACCAAACCAAUCUUAUACCUCAUUCAUUGUCACAUAUUUAAGUCAUGUCCCAAGCAACCUCGUCUUCAGCUGGUGGGGGUGAUGGUGGUGCCAACAUUGAACUUGGUGCAACCUUACUCCUCACCACCACCGGCAACAGCAAGUACACCAGAAUAUGGCGUAGAAGUUUGUACAUAAGAUUCCUCAUCUCUGUCAAGAAGCCAACAACUUCCAUCGACAACCAUGAGUCGCCACCGUCACUACUUUCUUCAGUACCGUACACUUCAUUGCCUCCUGCUAGAACCUCCUCUUCCGUUGCAAUUGAUAUUAAAGAAGAAGAAACAGAAGAGCACAUUAGGAGAGAUAUUGCUCGAAUUGUAAAGGAGAAGGACUUGAGAUCUCUCGGUCUGCUUGGUGGCGUUGACUCUGUUUCCGCUGUCCUAUGUCGUCAACAUCAACACUCAAAGGGCAACACCACUAUACCAUUACCAGUUCUUGGAACAAACUUGUCCAAGUUUUUAUUCAACAGCUGCAAGGUCUACCGUUGCACAAUUCUGGUGAUGUUAAUCUCCGCUGGGUUGUCAUUCGCCAUAGGAUUCAAGCAGGAGGGACCUAAACAUGGUUGGCAUGAUGGUGUUGCUAUAGUUUUUGCUGUUUUACUACUGGUUGCAGUAACUUCAGUAGCAAACUUUUGGCGUGAGAGGAAAAUGUUGAAAUUGGCAAAGACAAAGGUCGAGUUGCAAUUCAGGGUUAAGAGAGGUGAAGAGACCCUAAUGGUUCCCAGAUCUAAUAUUGUGGUUGGUGACAGAGUAUGCCUGUGGCCAGGUGAUGAGAUUCCAGCAGACGGUUUGCUUGUAAGUGAUGGCAUCCUUUUGCUGGCUGAGCCUGAGGCAACAAAAAGCAAACAUGAUCCUAAGGGGAACCCGUUUCUUAUAUCUGGUUCAAAGGUGAUUGGGGGCCAGGGAAGGAUGGUGGUAACAUCAGUUGGAACCAACACCAAUUUGGCUGAAAGGAGGGGCUUGUUGGAGCGACUAAUCGAGAGGCCAAUUUCUUACAUUGACAUAGCUGCUCUUUUUAUCUCACUACUGGUUUUACUUGUGAUCUUCAUUCGCCUAAUUUCUGAAAAAGAUGGGAACAAUAGUGGGCUGCCUGAAAUGAAGGGGAAGGUCUCAAUUGGCUUGUUGAUGAAGGCACUUCAGAGAGCUUUCUUGAAACCACAAGGAACGGUUUCCACUUUAACACGUCUUGUCACUGUUGCAAUACUAUGCGUGCAGCAUGGAAUGCCACUUGUGGUCACAAUUUCUCUCAAGUACCAGAUGGAUAAGAUAGUUCCAAAGGAAGAUGCUGUUCUUAAUGAUUUAUCAGCUAGUACGACAAUGGGGUUGGUAACUGUCAUCUGCAUUGAUGUAUCAGGUGAGCUCAUAUCUAAACCAAUGGAGGUUAGCAAAGUAUUGAUCGGGCAGAAAGAUGUCAGCAUGGUUGAGGGAUCAGAAAUAGAUACAACUGCGCUUGACAUGCUUAAACAAGGAGUUGGUUUAUCAAUCCUUGCACCAGAGAUUUCUCUUUCCUCUUUGUCUAAUUCACUUGUUUCUUGGGCAGAAAAAACAUUGGAAGUGAACUUGAGAUCUUUCACAGAAGAGAAAUUUGACAUUCUUAAGCACAGCAAUCUGAAUUCUGGCAAAGAAGGCAGCGGAGUUUUGGUAAGAAAAAUUGGGGACAAUGAACAAGUUCUGUACAUGCACUGGAGUGGAGCUGCAUCCACAAUAUUGGAUAUGUGUUCACAGUACUAUGAUAGUACAGGGGAAUUCCAUGCAAUCAAAAACCAGAAGAUCAAAUUUGGGCAGGUGAUUGAAGAGAUGAAGGAUGGUGGCCUUGAGCCAAUUGCUUUUGCUUAUAGAGAAACAGAUGGAAAAGAACUUGAGAAAGGACUGAUCUUGUUAGGACUGAUAGGUCUCAAAUGCACUACUAGUCUAGAAUCCAUAAAAUCAGGUUUGGAAAAUCUGAAAAAAAAUGAUGCAAAUAUACAGAUCAAACUGGUCUCGGAGGAUGGCAUCAUGGAAGUGAAAGGCAUAGCUUGUGGACUAGGACUAGAAUAUGAUAAUGUGCUUGAAGGAAAAGAGCUUCGGGAUUUGAAUGGGGAAGCUAGAUUAGACAAAGUGGAUCAAGCCCAUGUAAUGGGAAGCUUCCAUCCUAAAGACAAACUUCUCAUGAUACAGUGCUUGCAAGAGAAAGGUAAGGUGGUUGCAUUCAUUGGAACAAGGUUGAUGACUAAUCAUUCUUCAGUUCUGAAGGUAGCUGAUGUGGGGAUAGUUUUUGAUCCUCUGAGAACAAUAGUGGAUAUAGAUAGUUGUGACAUAACAAUCAAAUUUUUCAGUGUAUUGGAACCAAUUGUGAUGGCUGGCAGAAGUCAAUACCGCAAUAUUCAGAAGUUCAUUCAACUUCAGCUGACAUGCACCAUAUCAGGGUUAGUCAUAACCUUGAUUACAACAUGUACUGGAGAUUCCCCCCUUGCAGCAUCCCAGUUAAUUUGGGUGAAUGUCUUGAUGUGCAUUCUGGGUGGCCUAAUGAUGGUAUUGAAGCUAACCGGCGAGGAGGAACAGAUUGCUAAACAACCAUCUGAUCAUAGGAACCAACAUAUUGUAACCAAAGAAAUCUGGAAAAACGUUGUUAUUCAGGUUUUAUAUCAGACUUCUGUGUCAAUGAUACUUGAGUUCGGUGGAGAUGUUACUGACAAGGAAAAAAAGGUUAGGGAAACCAUGAUCUUCAACACAUUCCUAUUUUGCCAACUCUGCAAUUUUCUCAACUACCAGGUUUUGAAGAUGGUUGUUCAGAGCUUCUAUUUCUUGGUGGCCUUAGGUGGUUGUUUUCUUAUGCAAGUGCUGGUGAUUGAGUAUGCUAAAGGCCUAGCAGAUUGCAUGCGGCUGAAUGCUGCGAGAUGGGGUAUCUGUGUCUUGAUUGGUGCUCUUGCAUGCGUAUUUGAAUGGACGUUGAAGAAUAUUCUUCCAGUUAUUCUCAAUCCUAGCACCAACAUUGCUUCAGAAUCAAUUACUUCACCUUCGUUCUAUCUUUCUCCAGUAUUUCCAAUUCUGAUGUUCGUUCUGUUCCCUGUAGGACUAAUUUUUAGUCAAAUAGGCAUGAACAUGACAAUUCGUUAGUGCAGGCAGAUCAACUUGACACGCCCAACGACUUUAGUCAGUGUAUAAAUAAUGUUGCUGCAUAUGUAAUGUUAGUGUAUGCAUUCAUUUGUGGCAGCACCUUUCUUUGUAGUCAUUGUAGAAUAAUCAUUUACUUGUACUACCUAUAUGAAUGUAGAUAAGCUUCAUUGAUUCCCCAUCACUUCCCUGCAGUGAAUUAAUGUGAACGUUAGCGUUUCUAAUCUAUUAUUGUAUAUAUUUUCAGUAGAACUUGUUUAUGUCAAUGUCUCCAUAAGUCAA